UGUUGUUGACAAUUGAAUUACUCCAUAUGACAUGAAUUUACGCGUGUAAGAUUAGACCGGCAGCCCAUAUCUGAUCCGUUUAUCUAUGUUAUUGUUGCCGAUCAGCCAGUGUUAUAUAUAAAUAACUCAAUUUAAAAUCAGACGCGGCCAUUAGAGUUGUUGUUUUUCUGGUUAAUGUCCCUCCAAGCAUGGUAGAAAUUAUUCUGGGAUUUUUAGUGUUCCUUCUUUUGGGCUACGCUUACGUAAAUAGGUCCUACUCGUACUGGAAACGCAAAGGUGUAGAGCAACUGGAGCCUGCCUUUCCGUUCGGCAACUAUGGCAAUUUUUUCCGUCAGAAGCAAUCGUUUUAUUUGUUUUUUAAAGAAGUUUACGGCAAACUAAAGUCUCGCGGAGUUAAGUUCGGAGGCUUGUACUUUGUGCUGAGACCAGUACUCGUUCCGUUGGAUUUACAAGUUAUCAAAGCCAUCACCAUUAAGGACUUCGAUCACUUUGGAGAUAGAGGGUUUUAUGCGAAUACUGAGGCGGACCCGCUUUCCGGCCACUUGGUUAGUUUGGACGGUCUCAAGUGGAAAUCGCUGAGGAUAAAGCUGACGCCCACUUUUACCUCCGGCAAGAUGAAAACGAUGUUCGGUACAAUACUGGAGUGUGCAUCGACCUUAAACGAGGUGCUAUCCAAACACGCAGAGGAUAAAAAUUCCGUGGACAUUAAGAACGUUCUCGAACGAUUUACUAUGGACGUCAUAGGUUACUGCGCGUUUGGUAUCGACUGCAAUUCCUUAAAGAAGGAGACUCCGGAGUUCGUGAAGUACGCCAAAAGGGCAUUCAACAACAGCUUCUGGGACAAUUUCAAGGUAAUGUUGUCUCAAGUGUUACCGUAUAAGAUUGCGAGGUUAAUCAGACUGAAAAUCACCAACGACCAAGUGGAAAAAUUCUUUUUGAACAUCGUCAAAGAUACCGUAGAAUACAGGGAGCGGAACAAGGUGGCGAGGAAGGACUUCCUGCAUAUGCUGCUGCAGCUUAAGAAUCACGGCAAAGUCUUGGACGACGAGCAGGUUUUCGAAAAAACUGGCACGGGGAUGAGCUUGAACGAGAUCGCGGCGCAGUGCUUCGUCUUCUUCCUCGCAGGGUUCGACACUUCAUCCACGACAAUAAUGUUUGCUCUGUACGAGCUGUCAAGAAAUCAGGAGUUGCAGGACAAGGCGAGAGAAGAAAUCCUUUCGGUUCUCAAUCGACAUAACAAUGAGAUCACCUAUGAAGCUGUACUUGAGAUGCAUUACUUGGAACAGGUGGUGCAGGAAGCACUAAGGAUGUACCCUCCAGCUGCGCAUAUUCAACGCAUCUGUGUCAAAAAAUACAAGGUACCGGGGGCGGACUUAACGAUCGAAAAGGGGACUCUCCUACAGAUUCCCGUAUCGGGACUCCACUGGGACCCGGAGUACUACCCCGAACCGGAAAAGUUCGAUCCGGAUCGGUUCAGCGAAGCGAGGAAAACAUCCAUUCCCUCCAUGGCCUAUAUGCCCUUUGGUGAAGGACCCAGGCAGUGCAUAGGGAUGCGUUUUGGACUGGUGGAGAGCAAAGUCGGACUGGCUACGAUCCUAAAGGAUUUCCGGCUCACGCUGAACAAAAAGACCCCCGAUCCUUUGGAAUUCGGAACUGUUUCCAUUAUUACAUCGCUUAACCAUCCUUUGUGGUUGGAUAUGGUUAGAUUAUCCGACAACUGCCUCCAGGCACAACCUGCCAUGUUUAUCUUCGUCGUUCUGAGCUUGCUAGUAAUUUUCAUCGCAUGCCACGUCAGACGUUCGCAUAGUUACUGGAGACGCCAUGGCGUGGAAGAGAUUUAUCCGAUCCACCCGAUAUUUGGCAACGCCAGAGAGGUGUUCCUCUGCAACGAGUCAGUAUACGAGUUCUUCCUGCGAGUGUAUCCAGUUUUCAAAAAAAAAGGCGUCAAAUACGGCGGCAUUUACACGUUUGCUGCUCACAACCUAGUGAUCAUGGAUCCCGAACUGAUCAAUGACAUCAUGGUGAAGAGCUUUGAUCACUUCGGGGAUCGGGCCGGGUAUCUGGACGAGAAAAGGGAACCACUUACCGCACACUUGGUCAACCUCAAAGGAGCCAAGUGGAAAUCGAUGCGGAACAGAGUGACACCGACUUUUACCUCUGGCAAAAUGAGGAUGAUGUACCACAUUUUCGUAUUUUGCUCGUUGGGCCUUCGAGAUAUGAUCGGAAAGCAUGUCAGGAAAAAAGAAAGCGUCGACAUUAAACGCGUUCUGGCCCGAUUCACCACCGAUAUCGUCGGCAAUUGCGCGUUUGGAUACGAAUGCAACGCGAUGAAUGAUCCAAACUCAGAGUUCAACGCCUACGGGAGGAAAGCGUUCGAAAGAACUUUGUGGGAGAAUGCUAAACUGGUGAUAGCCAGUAUAAUCCCGAAAUCGGUAGUCAACGCUCUGGGAAUUCACGUCACCAACGAAGAGGUGGCGAAGUUUUUCAUAAACGCGAUCGUGCCGGUCAUCAAGUAUCGGGAAACGCAUAAAAUAUCACGGAGAGACUUUCUGGGUAUGUUGCUGCGGAUCCGGAAACGCGACGACGAAGCCUUCGAGAAAACCGGAGACGAAUGUUCUCUGACCCUCACUCAAAUCGCCGCUCUCUGCUUCGUGUUCUUUCUGGCAGGUUUCGAGACCUCGUCCACGGCGAUGACGUUUGCUUUGUACGAACUCGCCUGCAACCAGGACGUCCAAGACAAACUGAGGCGGGAAAUAAAUAGGGUACUACGCACAUACAACGGAGAGAUGACUUACGAGGCGAUACAAGAAAUGACGUACCUGGAAAACGUCAUCUAUGAAGCGUUGCGCAAAUAUCCGCCCAUCGCAGUCAUCCCCAGAACGUGUACCCAAACGUACAAAAUUCCGAACUCGGAUAUUGUUAUCGAAAAAGACGACGUGGUAUAUAUCCCGACGUCCGGGCUCCACUGGGACCCGGAGUAUUUCCCGGAACCGGAGAAGUUCGACCCGGAUCGCUUCACCGACGAAAACAAAGCGACCAGACCACGGUUUGCGUAUCUAGCGUUUGGGGGCGGUCCCAGGAAUUGCAUUGGUCUAAGAUUUGGACUGCUCCAAAGUAAAGUGGGCGUGGCCACCAUAGUCAGAAAUUUUCGAUUGACCUUGAAUCCACGGACGGCGCAACCACUCAAGUUCGACGGAGGAGUUUUCACUACGACAGCAGAAGGAGGUAUCUGGCUGGAUGUUCAACAUGUUUAGUUUCUUCCGUUUUUAGGACUCAACAC
Cylas formicarius (sweet potato weevil) is the source of this 3280-nucleotide messenger RNA. RefSeq lists its product as uncharacterized. NCBI's taxonomy places the organism in Eukaryota, Metazoa, Arthropoda, Insecta, Coleoptera, Brentidae. The transcript has 8 exons. The coding region runs from base 189 to 3254 and encodes 1021 amino acids. The record is from RefSeq and is a predicted model, not a curated record. Gene Ontology annotation, molecular function: oxidoreductase activity, acting on paired donors, with incorporation or reduction of molecular oxygen; heme binding; monooxygenase activity.